Molecule: messenger RNA, 4305 nt
Organism: Phyllostomus discolor (pale spear-nosed bat)
Lineage: Eukaryota; Metazoa; Chordata; Mammalia; Chiroptera; Phyllostomidae
Gene: NDFIP2
Product: Nedd4 family interacting protein 2
Exons: 8
Coding region: 16-1026 (336 amino acids)
Biological process (GO): vacuolar transport; ubiquitin-dependent protein catabolic process; positive regulation of protein ubiquitination
Cellular component (GO): perinuclear region of cytoplasm; Golgi apparatus; endoplasmic reticulum
Molecular function (GO): WW domain binding
Source: RefSeq, a predicted model, not a curated record
CUACUCGAGCCGCGGAUGGGACGCCGGAGGACCAAGCAGGCAUGCGCGACCAUCCCGAGCAUGCUCAGUAGCGCGCACGGCGCCCCGGAGCUUCAUCCAGCCGCUGCUGACGCGGAGGUCUCCGCGGCAGCCGCGGGAGCGGCAGGAAGUGAAGCGGCCUGUCCGGGUGACCGCCGCGGAGGCAGAAACAGAGGCGGAAGGGACCCUGCGGCGACGUCGUCGUCGACGGGGGUGACGGAGGGGGCUGAGUAUCUAGGGGACUCGCCGGCUGGGAAGCCGGAUCCCGAACCGGGCAGGAUGGAUUAUCACCAGCCGGGGACUGGCCGCUACCAGGUGCUUCACAAUGAAGAGGAUAAUUCAGAAUCACCUGCAGUGGAGCAACCAUCAGCUUCAGCUCCAACACCACAGACCAUGCGGACUGUUCCUGCAGCGUUAGUACUCGAAACAGACUCCUCUCCGCCACCUUACAGCAGUAUUACUGUGGAAGUACCUACAACUUCAGAUACAGAAGUUUACAGUGAGUUUUAUCCUGUGCCACCUCCCUACAGUGUUGCUACCUCUCUUCCUACCUAUGAUGAAGCUGAGAAAGCAAAAGCUGCCGCAAUGGCAGCUGCAGCAGCAGAAACAUCUCAAAGAAUUCAGGAGGAAGAGUGUCCACCAAGAGAUGACUUCAGUGAUGCAGACCAGCUCAGAGUGGGUAAUGAUGGGAUCUUCAUGCUGGCAUUUUUCAUGGCAUUUAUUUUCAACUGGCUCGGAUUUUGUUUAUCCUUCUGUAUCACCAAUACCAUCGCUGGAAGGUACGGUGCCAUCUGUGGGUUUGGCCUUUCAUUGAUCAAGUGGAUCCUUAUCGUCAGGUUUUCUGAUUAUUUUACUGGAUAUUUCAACGGACAAUAUUGGCUUUGGUGGAUAUUUCUUGUACUUGGCCUGCUCCUUUUCUUCAGAGGAUUUGUUAAUUACCUAAAAGUCAGAAACAUGUCUGAAAGUAUGGCAGCUGCUCAUAGAACAAGGUAUUUCUUCUUAUUGUAAAGACUACAUCAACCAGACAUUCCUUUCUUACACCAAUGUGAAUUUCCAGAUCAUCUUGUAAACCUACAACUUUAAUAGGAUAGAAGACUACUAAUAACAGAAGACAAAUUAGUUAAGAAAAGAUAGAGCUUCAAACUUGAAUGGCAGAGUGGUUUAUGCUUAAAAGCCAUUUCUGUUCAUUCUCUUAAAUAUUUAUAUUUCAUUUGUUUCGUGCAUUUGCGUGUGUGUCCCUUUAAAAGGUUUGCAUAGACUUGAAAGACACCGUGAAGUUGCAGCAGUGAAGUCCACUCACAUUUGGUUGAUCAGUGUUUGAUGUAAUCGGAAGAGUUGAGUGAUAAACAGUGUUCUAGCAUGUAAAUGCCAUGACUUCUGACCUGACGUUUAGUGUAAUAAAACUGAGAUUAUUAACCAUGUCAAAUGCUGUAGUUCCUGCCUCUGAGAUUCAUCUAGUAACUACACAUGAAACAUCCUUUGUUGUCAAGUGUUUUGGAAACUGCAGUGCUGAUUACUAGAAAAGCUUUGUCAGAUUUUUUAACAUGACUUUACAUCGUCAUUUAGCAAAGCUCUUUCUGUAAAUAACCAAGAAUAAAUUUCUUUCUGCAUUGUUUUCUUAGAAAUUGUGUCUAGAUAUCUUCUCAUUAAUUUUAAAAUAAGUAAUUUAAUAUAUACAGAACAUUUGGGUGUUAAAGUUAGUUUGUUUUAGGACAAAUUUUAAGAAAAUGUGGGUGUUCCACAUAUCCUUUGUAAGAACAAGGUUGUUAAGGGACACGCUGGUGUUAGGGACCUUCAAACGAGAAGCGUGGUUUCUAGCCUUGCCCGUCUCAGAGGUUCUUACAGGAAGUGAUUGUAUUAGAUGUCGUAUUUAUUUCACUUAUGACAGUUUUGAAAAUUAAUUUUUUGAAUAAGAGAUUCUCAUUUGCAUUUGUCUUUUAAAAAGCCAAUAAAAGUAUCUUUUCAGUAUCAUUGUAGUAAGUUUUAGAUAUUUAGUUUGUUAAAUUUAGCAAAUAAAAACUUGUGCUAUUAAUAGCUCUAGCUUUGUGGUUAUAGGACUGACUUGUAAAACUCAUCAUGAUAUGCAAAAUAUGUUUCCAAGUUCCGGAAAUGUCUGUGGAGUAUGGGGCCUGGGCUGCGUCUGCGUGCUGUGAGACUGUGUGUGCCACCGUUACUGCAACUGGAAUCGACGUUACGUUCAUAAGCUACUGCAUUUUGCAAAUCAUUUUACGUCUCGUUUACUUUUCUUUUCCGUUAAUGCCUUUGCUUUUGAGUGCCAACAUUAAAAACGAUCAGAAUUAUCUCAUCUUUUAAACUGAAAAAUCAUUUAAUACAGCUAAAUAGAACACAUAAAAUUGACUGUUUAUUAUUAGUCAUGGAGUACUACUAAAAGAUACACCUAAAACUAUUCAGGGACAUUUUUCCAUUGCUGGAAAAAAAUUUAUUAUGCUUUAUAGCUUCUUUUGUAUUUAUCUGUAUUUUCUGAUUUAUUUCAUUGUCUUUCAUAAUAAAACAUACAUUUUUGUUUUUGCUAAUUGUGCCUCCUAUUUUUUGUUUGCCCUUAUAUAGUCCCCUCCCCUGCAUAGAAUUUUAUUGUUGAUUUACGUACCCGUGUUGCACCCCUUGAAGUAGAAACAAUAGUAUGGAGUAAAGAAAACAAUAAAUACUUAAUUUAGUUGCCCGAUUUGGAAAUUAAUUAAAAUUAGAAUGUACUUAUAAGAAAUGUAACCUCAUAGUAGAUUCUUCUUUAUCUCAUAUCAGUUUCCUAUAGACCUAUACUAUGUUCUUUUAAUAAUUGUAACUGAAUGAAGCUAUGAUGCAUGCUAAUUUAAAAUGAUUAGAUCAGGUAUUAAAUAUCAGUUUAUUAAAAUUACACUUAAUUUUUGUGUUAUUUAUACUUGGUUUCUGAAUAUGGAUGUGUCACUUUUGGUCCAACAUCAAAAUUUCAGUUUCUGUUUUGAUAUUUGUUCCUCCAAAUCUGUGUGAUUCAAGUGUGUAUGUUACUUGAUUCUCUAUAAUUGGUAUAGUUCAGUAGUAGCCUUAAACCUCAUCAUCCAAGCAGGGGAAUUGGAAUAUUAUUUAAAAAAACUUACCACCUUCUUUGAGAUUUAUCAAAUCCUGCAUAUGUCCCCUCAUUUCUUGUGAGCUUGGAUGGAACAGCUGCUGGUGUGUUUUGGGGACACACCCACCUUUGCACUCUGCCUUAAAGAUUGAAAAUCAAAACCCUUGUCAGGGUAUCUAAAUUUUUGAAUGAAUGUGCACUUGGGCUUGGACGUUAAAAAAAGCUUGUUAAAUUAUUUCUAUUAUAUUUGAAUAAGCUAGUUAUGGCCAGAUAAUCCAUUUUUAUGUGUUUAUAUAAACUGAUACUAAGAUAAAAAUAUAUUUUCUGUGUUAAGGAUAGACUUUAGAAAUUGAAAAGUAAAGACAAAUCUAUUAUAUUCAGUAAAAGUGAACAUCUUUGUUUACUAAAAAAAAGACUAACCUAGCCCCUUUUUUGAGUCUAUAAGAUAUAUCCCAUGCCUUGGAGAUUGUUCAUGAUUUUCUAUCCAUUUAAACAGUAAUCACUAAUGUAUUUCCAGUUAAACCUCUUCUAACAGUAGAAGUGGAGUCCAAAAAAUUCAAUUGCAGAAAAAUUCAAGGUUCCCUAAUUUUUUUCAGGUAAUCUGUACUGUCCCCCUAAAACACAAAAGUAAGGAUAGUGCAUCUGACACUGUAUUCCACUGGAUUGCCAUGUGUCCUGAGCUUGCUCAGGACAGCCUUGGUUAUUUCAUUUUCUCAGCGUAACGGGGCAUCUUCUCACUCUCAAGUUGCCUAAUUUGGAGGGUUAAUUAUAUGAUCACCGUAUAUGUAACUGUACACUGGACUGACAAGCGACUGCCUAAACAGCCUGCCCUUUGAGAAAAGGGACAGGGGUACCGGGGCGGGAGCCAGUUACCCCUGUCACAGCCUUUCCUAGCCUCAUCCUUUGUUUGGUUUGUGGGACGUGUGUAGUGUCUUCUUUUAAAAAUAGAAAUUGUUGUAUUUGAGUGAUGCUAGCUUAUGAUAAAUAGUAAACAAUGAGCUUUAUAUUUUUAAACUGCUGUUACAUGUUAUUUUAAUUGUUUAUUAUUUAAUUCUUUAAGUAGUCGUAUGGAAUAUUAGUGUAUUAUUUUUUAAAACCUCAUCUUGAUAAAGUUCAACAGUUAGCUGAUGAUGUGCCAUUUACUAUUCUAGGAAUGCCCUUGCCCAUAUAUAAACUAUGCUGAUGUGUUUUAUUGUCAAUAAAGUUCUACAGACGUGGAAACGUGA